Molecule: messenger RNA, 1251 nt
Organism: Trypanosoma rangeli
Lineage: Eukaryota; Euglenozoa; Kinetoplastea; Trypanosomatida; Trypanosomatidae
Product: putative tyrosyl-tRNA synthetase
Exons: 1
Coding region: 1-1251 (416 amino acids)
Molecular function (GO): tRNA binding
Source: RefSeq, a predicted model, not a curated record
AUGAGCCACAAGUACAUCCUUCAGGGGAAUUCCCCCCUUCGCAAAGCGGUAGAGUGUCUGCUUCAGAUGUUCUCCGUCCCGGCCGAUCACGUCAUUGCAGAGGGCGAACACUUUGCUGUAAAAGACGGGUUGAUGACCCACGUUGGCAUUCUUCCUCUUCUUACGGUGCUUCGCAGUACCACACAAAACGCUGAGCUACAAGCAUUUGUCGGGGUGGAGGCGGAAGUACGCCCGUUGGUCAAUCAAUGGGUCUCCACAGCGCUUCUUCUCUCAGCGGAUGUUGUGAGUGAUCGGGCCAUCUCCUGCACAACAACGCCCCUUGCCAGACACGUUUUUGCAGAGGUUGAACGUUGUGUAGAAAGCUUUGGCCUAAAACAGAGUUUCCUGGCGGGAACUCCACGGGCGACUGUUGCAGACUUUCUUCUCUAUGCCGCUAUUCACGGUUACCCGAAUGGGUUAACCGAGGCACUGCCAUCCACGUUGGCGUGGUCUCUCCACGCGCAGAGCGACGCGUACCUUGCCCCAAUUCUUUCGAAAUCUGGAGCAGAGGCGCUGGCGGCGGCCAAGGCGCCAAAUGCAAAGAAAGUGGUGUAUGCAAGGCCGUCAGUGGAGGAAAUUUUGCGCCGACGUCAGGAGAAGGAGAAGGAGAAGCAGGCAAAAUUGGCGCAGACAGCCAAGAGUUCUACUUCCGCGACAUCGUCUGGGGCGCAAGAGGGUAAUGCACAGAAGAAGAGCGAAUCGGAGGAUGCGGACGCUGCACUUGGUCCUAACCGGCUUAGCAUUCGUGUUGGGCGCUUCAACAAGGUCGAGCGGCACCCAGACGCCGAUCGUCUCUACGUGGAAGAGAUGGAUCUUGGUUCAGAGAAGCGGACAAUCGUCUCUGGUCUCGUGGAACACUACAAGGCGGAGGAAUUGGAGGGGUCCCUAUGCCUCAUCGUAUGCAACAUGAAACCGAAGCCACUUAAGGGCAUUACUUCAGAGGGCAUGGUGCUUUGUGCAUCCAAGACAGACACACUCCGCCUCGUUCGUCCACCGGAAGGGGCCAAACCCGGCGAUCGCAUCAUGUUUGCCGACGCUUUUAAUGCGGAUGCGCCAGAAGAAAUGAAACAAUUGUCUGGCAAUGUCAUGAGUGGGCUGAUUGGGUUCCUUCACACCGACCAUGAGGGCGUUCUGCAUUGGCGAGAUGUCCCCGCACAGCACGCUAAUGGGGUAAUAAGGGUUCCCGAUGUCACGAACGCAGUUGUGAGGUAG